Messenger RNA from Nothobranchius furzeri (turquoise killifish), 3207 nucleotides. Its product is annotated as extracellular calcium-sensing receptor-like. Gene Ontology annotation, molecular function: G protein-coupled receptor activity. Gene Ontology annotation, cellular component: plasma membrane. Lineage: Eukaryota; Metazoa; Chordata; Actinopteri; Cyprinodontiformes; Nothobranchiidae. Gene Ontology annotation, biological process: G protein-coupled receptor signaling pathway. The record is from RefSeq and is a predicted model, not a curated record.
AGCGUCUGCACCCGCCAAGAGCUUCAAGAUAAAAAUCACGAGGUGCUUCAAAAGAACAAGAAAUUCAAAAUACAAAAAAAUCUUCAAAAAUUGAGUACAAAUAUGGUUCAAUUUGAAGAAAAAUUAAUAAAAUAUGUGAAUAAAAUACAAGAAAAGAGAAAAUGAAUGUGAAAGACGGAAAUCAAUGGAUCCCGGGACAGGUGGAAUAAAGACCUCUUUGCAACACCCUAUAUUAAAGCAUUCAAACAAUCAUUUACUUAAAUUUUACAUAAUCUAUAGCAUGGUAACUGACUUUUGACUGAACAGAAGCUGCAAAGAAUCAAAUAUUCUAAAUAAAUAAUUAUGACACUGUUUAAAAGCUUCAAUAAUUGAGCUAUAUUAUUUUUCAUUUAGCAUCAUCCCCAAGGGUUUGCAUCUGGGUCCUGAUGGGAGUGAAUGAUGAAAAAGGUCCAACCAAGACAACAUAACCUUGUGUAUAAAUUAGGUUUUUAUUUGUGGACUUGUGAGUAGAAGGUAAGAAAUGGGGGCUUUCUUUGUCAAUUGUUUGCUUAUAAAUAUCUAUCAGAUUAUGAUUUAUUCCUCUCUUUUCUUUUCUGAGUCUUCCUUCUUUUCGUCAUCUUGUAAAUUACUGAGAACGUUUAAUUUAAAUGGUCUGCACAAGCCGGGGGAUGUAGUUCUGGGAGGGCUGUUCGAGGUCCACUACAAUUCUGUGUUUCCUGAACACACAUUCACCUCUGCGCCACAACAGCCCAGUUGCCAGGGCUUUGACACACUUGGGUUCAGGCAUGCCAUGACCAUGGCUUUUGCAAUUGAAGAGAUCAACAACAACCCCGACUUGCUGCCCAAUAUCACUCUGGGAUACAGUCUUUAUGACAACUGUGCCACUCUAGGAAUCGGAUUUAGUGCUGCACUGUCAAUGUCCAGUGGUCAAGAGGAACAGUUUUUGCUUCAGGACAACUGCUCAGGGGUUCCCCCAGUUGUGGGAAUUGUCGGCGAUCCCUUUUCCACGUUUUCCAUAGCUGCUUUAGAUGUUUUAGGUUUAUACAAGCUGCCUAUGGUGAGUUAUUUUGCUACAUGUUCAUGUCUGAGUGAUCGUCAGCGAUUUCCAUCCUUCUUCAGAACAAUCCCAAGCGAUGGUUUCCAGGUGCGUGCCAUGAUCCGCAUCCUACAACACUUUGGGUGGUCAUGGGCAGGUCUUCUGGUCAGUGAUGAUGACUAUGGCCUCCAUGUUUCCAGAUCCUUUCAAACUGACUUGACACGUGCAGGCGGAGGCUGUCUGGCUUACAUAGAGAUUUUGCCCUGGGGCAACGAUCCAAGCGAGUAUCAGAGGAUUGUAAAUGUGAUGAGAAAAUCCACAGCACGUGUUGUGAUGGCGUUUGCACAUCAGAUGCAUAUGAUUCAAGUCCUGGAGCAGGUGGUGAAGCAGAACGUCACAGGCCUGCAGUGGAUUGCCAGUGAAGCUUGGACUUUAGUUGAUGGACUCCAGACCUCAGCCUUCAUGCCCUUUCUGGCAGGAACCUUGGGUAUCGCCAUCCGUCGAGGAGAAAUACCAGGACUCAGUGACUUCCUAUGGAGAGUUCAUCCUGAACAGCAAGGCAAUGAAAAUAACAUGGUGAAACAGUUUUGGGAACACACGUUUAACUGUAAGUUUUCACCACCUCCAGUUGGUUGGGUGGAGGCUGGAGGGGCACAGUGUUCUGGGGAAGAAAAUCUAGAGAAUGUGAAGACCGACCUGCUGGAUGUGUCAGAACUGAGGCCAGAAUAUAAUAUUUACAAGGCUGUGUAUGCAUUAGCACAUGCUCUACACGACAUGCUAUGUGUUCCUGAUGCCUUUGGAGAGAAGAGCUGCUCCAGUUUGCAAACAUUGGAGCUCUGGCAGUUUGCGUUUUACCUAGAAAAUGUUAAUUUCACCACAUCCUUCGGUGACCAAGUCUCAUUUGAUGAGAACGGUGAUGCUUUACCCAUAUACGAUGUGGUGAACUGGCUGCAGCUCCCUGACGGAAAAAGUAAAGUUCAGCGUGUGGGUGAGGUCAAGAGGUCCGCCUCUAAAGGUGACGAGCUCACGCUCGAUGAAGGCAAAAUCUUCUGGAACUUUGAAUCCAAACAGCCCCCCAGGUCGGUGUGCAGUGAAAGCUGCCCCCCAGGAACGCACAUGGUGAGGAGGAAAGGGGAGCCUUUGUGUUGCUUUUACUGCAUUGCUUGUUCUGAAGGAAAGGUCAGCAAUGAAACUGACUCCUUGGAAUGCUUCAGAUGUCCAGAAGACUUCUGGUCCAGCCCCCGACGUGACCAUUGUGUUCCCAAGAGAACCGAGUUCCUCUCCUAUCAAGAACCACUGGGUGCGUGUUUGACCACGGCCUCGUUGCUGGGUGCAUUCUCCUGUGCCAUUGUUCUCGGGAUCUUCACCUAUCAUCGUCAAACACCCAUUGUCCGAUCCAACAAUUCAGAACUGAGUUUUCUCCUCUUAUUGUCCCUGAAGUUAUGUUUCCUGUGUUCGCUGCUGUUCGUUGGAAGACCCAGACUGUGGACAUGCCAGCUGAGACAUGCAGCCUUUGGGAUCAGCUUUGUUCUUUGUGUUUCCUGCAUUCUGGUUAAAACCAUGGUGGUUCUGGCUGUGUUCAAGGCCUCCAAGCCAGGAGGCGAAGCCCGUCUCAAGUGGUUUGGAAUUGUGCAACAAAGAGGCACCGUUUUUGCCCUUACCUGCAUUCAAGCAGCUAUCUGUACGGCAUGGAUUGUCACUGCUUCACCGCUACCUUUUAAAAACACCCAGUACCACAAAGACAUCAUAGUUUAUGAGUGUUUAGUUGGUUCUGUUAUUGGAUUUAGUGCUUUACUCGGCUAUAUUGCCUUACUGGCUGUCAGCAGCUUCGUAUUAGCAUUUUUAGCAAGAAAUCUUCCAGACAACUUCAAUGAAGCCAGACUCAUCACUUUCAGCAUACUGAUUUUCUGUACUGUGUGGGUGGCCUUUGUUCCUGCAUACAUUAACUCACCAGGAAAAUAUGCUGAUGCAGUGGAGGUGUUUGCCAUCCUGGCUUCAAGUUUUGGUCUCUUGAUAGCAUUAUUUGGCCCUAAAUGUUUCAUAAUACUGUUGAGACCAGAACAAAACACACGGCAAGCCAUUAUGGGUCGCAAACCAAAAAAUCUACAUUUUGAAACAUCUCAUCUUAAGCAAUGAGUCAAAAGUUAAAAGAAAAGAAAAACAGACUUUAU